Molecule: messenger RNA, 7009 nt
Organism: Cydia fagiglandana
Lineage: Eukaryota; Metazoa; Arthropoda; Insecta; Lepidoptera; Tortricidae
Product: cell growth regulator with RING finger domain protein 1-like
Exons: 7
Coding region: 477-1391 (304 amino acids)
Biological process (GO): negative regulation of cell growth
Source: RefSeq, a predicted model, not a curated record
AUUGUGAUACUGAUUACCAUUUCAUUAUUCUUGCGAAAUAGCAUUGAAACACAAAAAUGCGAUCACGCGAGCCCAACCGGCUUGAAUGUGAACGCAUCCGUCGCGGUUGUUUUGUUCCGUUCACGUUUUGCUGGCCGUCGUCCGAGCGCGAACGAAACGCCACACCAUUCUGUCAAAUCGUGUCAAACGCAGCGGUACUCGGUUUCGCUGUGGCCGUCUUUAACGCGAUCAAUGAUUUUGUUAUUGUUGUGAACGCACGACAUGAAAACAUUUCAGACGUCGCGUAGUGAAAAUAGAAUCAGUGUUGUGCUAAAUUGAAGACGUGUUAAAAUUGUCAUGAAAUAUCCGUUUUGGUUUUGCAAAAUAGAUCGUUUGGCAAGGUCAAGAGAGUCUGGAGUGCGUGGGAACUGAUGCGUUCUGUUUUUGUUUCUGGUGGUUUCCAGUGUUGUGUUGUUGGUUGUUAAGCGAAGUUCGCGAUGGGGUCUACGGGACUCACAUUGGCAGACUUGCCAAAUAUUUUUAUUAUGAUAGGCGCGCUGGUAGCGCUGUUCGCGAUGCUUGUGAUACUCCUCAGGAAUAUGGAGUUUAUCGGCAUAGUGGGCGAGGGUAGGCACCACGACGCGUGGGCGGUGCAGCCCCCGCGGCUGCUGAUGCAGCGCGUGCACAUACCCUUCACGUUCAAACUGGAGGAGAACCACUCCAUAGGCUACAGCGGCGUAAGCAGCGUCGUGUCAUCCACAGUGCGCUACUACCACGCAGCCUGGUGGGGCGCGCCAGUACGAGAAUUACACGCAACUCUGUGGGGCUCUCUACCACAGAUCCUCGCCUCGCCGCACCUCAGCUUCACCAGAAGUAACCCACAUGACGAGCGGCCGCUACGGCUAAGUUCAGAGGAGCCCCUUCAGCUGGGGCCACCGCCUCGAACCUGCUAUCCUCUAGUCGUGAUACUCGCGCGCGACCCGCGCGACACCACCGAGCUACGGCCCGAUGACACGGUAGCGUUGGUGAGCGUGGUGCACAUUCGCGAUGACCAGUGCCCGCUGCCCAGCGGCAUCAUCGCGCAAUAUCUCAAGCAAGCCAACGGGCAUCUCUCCUGUCUCAAGCAACUAUACGUGACAGGCGAGCAAUGCGACCCGUCAGAGCGAUACGCGGGCGCAGAAUCUGCGUUGUGCUGCGUGUGCGCGUCCGCGCCGCUGUCGCGCGCGCUCCUGCCCUGCAGGCACGCCUGUCUCUGCGCACACUGCCUGCCGAAGCUGGACAAGUGUCCGAUCUGCCGCAGCCCCAUCACGUCCUAUUUCUGUAUCCGAAACGAUGAAGAACCGCUCUCCGAGCUCAAGCAGCAACGCUUCCCCUUCAACAGGCGGCUCUUCAACCUGUUCCACUACCACUAGUGGGACUAGUUCCAUCUAGUUCCAUAACUGGUAACAUCACAUCCUACUUCUGUAUCCGAAACUACGAGGACCCGAGCUCAAGCAGCAACGCUUCCUCUUCAACCUGUUCCACUACCACUACUGGGACUAGUUCCAUCUAGUUCCAUAACUGGUAACAUCACAUCCUACUUCUGUAUCCGAAACUGCGAGGAGCCAUUCUCUGAGCUCAAGCAGCAACGCUUCCUCUUCAACCUGUUCCACUACCACUAGUAGGAUUAGUUCCAUCUAGGUCCAUAACUGGUAACAUCGCAUCCUACUUCUGUAUCCGAAACUACGAGGAGCCAUUCUCUGAGCUCAAGCAGCAACGCUUCCCCUUCAACAGGCAGCUCUUCAACCUGUUCCACUACCACUAGUGGGACUAGUUCCAUAACUUCUCAUGUUCCGACACUACUGUAUCCGAAACGACGAAGAACCGCUCUCCUAGCUCAAGCAGCAGCUCUUCCCCUCUAACUUGCUCCACUAACACCAGUGGGACUAAUCCCAUCACUAGUAACAUGUUCCGCUAGCAGUUCCACUAGUUAUACGUUUGGGAACAAGUUCCAUCUGUAAUUUUAGUAACAAGAAUAUUACCACUAGUAAUUGUAGUGACUCGAGCACUCAAUUAGUUCUAUACACAUACUAAAACCUAGUUAAGUAUUAAAAAAACAGAAAACUGUUCUGCACUAAUGGAACACUCAAAAGUUCCAUAGUCACAUUGGAACAUACGGACUACGAUGUGAAUGUGAUUAAAGUAUAAAAUAGUAAUGUUAAUAUAAGCCCCUAUUUGAUGUUUCACUUAGAAAUUGUAGGUAGUGGACUUUAUUACAACAGCAACAGUGAAGUGAAAGUUGCCAUCUGACUGAAGUGAUGUGAAAAUGACUAAGUGAUAAAUAUGAUAAAUUCAGUGUAAUGUUAUAUUGACGAUAAAAUCGUAAUAUCGGCGGUCGAUAUAUAAUGAACUUUUGGGACAUUUAAACAGCAAUAUAUCCUUAAAAAAAUAUACCUACGAUUGAUUUUUCUAAGAUAAUCACAUUGUAAAAAAACAAUGUGUAGAUUUCAAGUGUUUCCUUUGCAUUUGAAGUAAUAUUUUUGUUUAGAUUGGCCUUAAGUUCUGGAGUUUCUUAGGAAAUGUUUAUCUACUAUUCAUAAUCUAAAGAAAUCCUAUUAUCAGAUAAACAUUUUUUGAGAAACGGGUCUAUGUACUGGCAAUUAUUUAUGUUAACUGUUUUUUAUGUUAUUUAUGUUAGCUUUAGAGGCUAUUGCGAUUCUCAGGGUCCUAUGUGUACAAAAUGUCAUAUUUUUAUGAUGCUGAGCGCCUAUAGAUAUUGCUCUGAAUGUUGACCUUUCAUACACUAUCUGUACCCCUAAAUUUCAUUCGAUAACGUGACGGGGAUGUACGCGUUUGCGUUAAGUCGCAUUUUGUAUGGGUUUUUGCGCAGCGCGCCUAACGGGACAUUUUGGAAACUCGAAAUCCAUCGAAUGAAACUUACACUAAGGGUACCAAUCCCUGAGAAUUUGAAAUAUCAGUAACCCUUUCGGCUUUUAUUUCGUUUUAGUUAGUGCUUUUAAUUUCUUAGUCAGAAUAGUUGUAAGUUAUUUUGGACUUGUGAUGUUUGUUUGAAGGAAUGUUAUUUUUUAUAUUUAAAAAACGAAAAGACAAUGUUUAUUUGAGAUUGUAUGCGUAUAUUUUUUUGUGUGAUAUGGAAGAAUUUAUUGUUUCACAUUUUUCUUUGUAAAUAGAUUAUUUUAGUUGAAUUAUAUGACUGUGAGAGCCUUUUCGAAAUUAUAUACUAUGUAAACAAGUUAACUAGGGUAUUAGCGGCUAUUGGACAAAAGCAUCUUCAAAAAAUAUAAGUAUGAAAAAGUUCCACACUAUUUCAAUGUCAUGUUUCCCCUUUAUGCCACAGAUAAUUGUAUUUCUUGUGUGCAUUUGCCCCAUAGAUCCAAUUACCCUGUCAAUCUUAUGUUAAAAAUGAAGUCAAAAUAUAAAAUAAGGAUUCAUUGCGUCAUUCAAAUGUAAAAUUACACUAUCAAAACAUUCUAUAAAAUUAUUAGUAGUUUACUUAAUAUCUUCUGACGCAGUAAUAUCUUUACUACCGACCAUUAUUAAUAAUAUUAUAAUAACCCUAAAAAUAUUCUCACAAUAUGGUAGAUUUUCGAUCUCUAGUAAUUUCUUCUAAACUCAUCUUAUGACAUAUAUACUUACGAUUUACGAAAAUUCCUAGUAUAUUCAUUAGCCAAUAAGACAUUUUAUAGUUGAAAAUGUUCUUUGGAUACAAAUGGAAACACUCCUAACAGACAACUGCAAUAUGUUACACAACGAAGGCCGCAAAAAUAUCUGACACCAUCUUAUUUGUAGCAACAUAAGAGCGUGUCACAUAUUUUUGCGGCCUUCGAAGAGUAACAUACUAUUGCAGGGGACUGUACAUCGGUGGACCUUAUUGCAAAAGGUCCACCGAUGUACACAUAGGUACAUUCGUCAUCAAAAAUAUGUUUAAGUAAAUUUUUCAGAAAUCAGAAAUUAUUUAUUUGCAUUGAUACAGUAUGGGGAUGUUACAAUAUAUGGUGUUAGUCUUGUACCUAGCUUGCAUGCAAGCGUGCAAAUUCAUCAUUAUAAUCAUAAAUAUAAAAUUCACCUCCCCCCUUAUUAUAAAGGUGCAAAAGUAAUUGAGUAAGGUGCAAAAGUGAAAACAUAUUUUCGACGUCGACUGCACUUUGGGAGCGUAAAAUCUGUAAUUUUUUAAUAGUGUUUAUUAAAAAUGCAUGUUUAUGUUGGUAGUCAACAGACGAUAUAUUUGAUUGACUCACCUUUUAAUUUUCAGGGUAAUCGUUCUCAAUAAUUAUGUACCUAACGACGUAGGUAACUAGGUGCAUAUUGCAACGCAUUACCAAUAAAUGUGUAUAUAUGUGUGAAGAGAGGCGCUGUGAUAUCGGACAGGUUCGUGUAAAUAUAGUAUGUAUGUUAGUGUUAAACACAUAAGACAGUGAAAUGCUUGUUAUGUAUCUAUCAUAUUCUUGCUUUCAAAGUUUGACCGGUUAAAGCCUGCUCAUACCGGCUGCGUAUGCGUUGUAGUAUACAGAUCCUUAUGGAAGACGGCACACCGCUUGCGUGACAUGUGCGCGCGGCUCAAACAUUUUAGCGCACGCGCAUGUGCACGUCAGGGCACGCGCAGCUGGUGUGCUCUGGCCUUUAUAGGUGUUCCAAUUUUAGUUUUUUAUUUGUAAAUUAGAGUCGGACCAAGCUAACACUGCAUGACAUUUGCAAUGACAAAAGUGUGGAAAUGUCAUUAUGAAUGUCAAAUUUCUAUGAAAAUAUGAACAUUAUGAUGGCACUCCUUCACUAUAGUCUGUUCAAGUCGCUGCAGUGAUAGCUUAGACCAACUCCAGAGAUUUUUUUUGUUUUUGCAUUCAUAAAGUAGUACAUCACAUCACCUUUGGACAUUAGCAUCCAGAUAAAUUAAAAAAAAACCAGUUUUUUUUAUGUAUUUGAUAAGUCUGGAAAGCAUGUUUUACUUUUUUUUUCUUUUAUUUAAUGUAUAGCAAUUACUUUAAACUUUAAAGUAAAGUAUACAAACAAGCAAUGAGUACAGCUUAAAAAAAGGCUAUUUGAUGAAAGAAAAUUAAAUAAUAACCCCAUACUAUACGAUACUAUUAUGUCUCGGUAAAAUACGUAUAAAUUUUACUCACUUUAAUUUAUUUAUAGCUUUUAGUUCAAGCAUAUUAAUUGUAAAUUAUUUUACGAGUAGUCUUCCAACUAUGAACCCUAUUGUUAAUGUCGUAGAUCUCAUUAUCGCGUUACACCUGACACUUAGAUUACCUUCAAAAUCACUUUUUGGGCUGUCCAUAUAUCACGUGAUGUCAAUAAUUUCAACUACUGUUGUCCAGACAUUGUGAUCGUGUUUUAUAAACGUAAUGUCACAUUGUCACCCACACGUUAUCAAGUCUUAAUGUCACGUUGUAUAUAGACGGCCCCGUAGUUCAAUUUAGUGAUGUUACACCUAGUAAGUACUCUUUGGUCCAAUGUUUUAAAAUAAGUUAGUGCAAAAAUGAUGAGUAGUAACUUUGCAAGAAUUUGUUUAAUGUAGCAUAAUUAUGAAGUAAGUUUAAGAGGGGCUAUUCCGUUUUAGUGAUUAGGGUCAGUGAGGGAGCAGUGACUCGGAAAAAAUUGCCGGGUACAGUGGCUCACUCACUCAACCUAAAGGGUGCUAGUCACUGUAGUACAGUAUAUAGCGAUAUUUGGGCAAAUGAGCCACUGUUCCCGUGUUGACCCUAUACCUACCCGCUUUAAUUAGUAUGUAUUAGUGGGCAACAAUUAAAUUCGACCAAUCAUAGUGUCGUAUUGCGUAUGUUUUGUCCCUCACGGAGGCACGCGUAUACCACUUCUAUAGGAUCCUACCCUCUAUGAUCGGAAUAGUCCCCCUAAUACUUUUGUUUUUUAAUUCACUAGAUUUGGACCAAAGCGUUACUCGACAGGAUCAGAUACGAUUUGCCGUCCACGCUCUGAAUAUGGUAAUAUGCGUCAAUCUGCCAAUACCGUUAGUAUACUAUGUACAGUUUACUUUUGGACUCCUUUAAAUCAGCUUAUUCGAGGCUCAAGACUUGCAGCUAUAAUUCCUUUGUUUUAUAUUUUCCUGUCCUCCGGCCGGUAAGCGUCAACUUUCGGUCCGCUGCGCUAUACAGUCUGACAAAGAAGAGUAGAAAUUAUAAAACGGCAACACUGUAGUGUCAUCCCGUUUUCUUAUAUAAAUUGGUUCGAAAGGGACGACACUACUCACACUACAGUCUUGCCACUUUUUAAUUUCUAGUUUUUUAUUGUCAGAGUACGAAGUUGCCGCUUUCCGGCUCCGUCGCGCAGAAAAAUAGUAUACAAACCUCGGCCAGUAAAUGGAAGCCUCAGAUCACAUGUAAUCCGAUACAUUUACUUUACUGCCCUAGGUAUGUAAUAUUUUAUUACAGUACAUAUGGUGCUACUUUACCGCUCUAGGGAGGGAUUAAGGACAAUACGUGCCUAUGUCAAAAAUCUGAAGGGCCAUAUGUACUGUAAAACGUUGUACAAUACACGUGCGAAAAGGUAAUUCGUCGGUUAACACUUUGACUACCGAGAACCCGCCUAGUAGGCACUCGUAAUGUUUGCUCAGAUGCCGGACAACCCGCCCAGCGGGUUGCUUUGUACGCAGAUAUAGACGACCGGUUUCUGGGGUAGUGCGCCGUUUUUUGCCCGGUUGCGAAAGUGUUAAAGGUCGUGCGAGUUUCCUACUUUUCGCACUUGUAUCGUAAUUGUUUUAUAUUUUGAUUGAAAGAGUGCAAUGGCAAUACAUGGUAAUUUGGUAAUGCCACAGUGUAUGUGAUAUUUUGAAUGUGUUUAUUGAUAAUAUAGAUUCUAGUCUGUACCGCUGAAAGUUUCUUUCUGUAAAUUGUGAAUUUAAUUUGUUUAUAAAUGUGAAAUAAAGGAGUCUAAAUAAAUGUUAUUAAUCAAGUGUUUAGAUAUCGCAAUUCGGUAUUAUUAAAACGCUAGUAUUAACACAACAUAAAAAUAAAGUGUAUAUUUUUAUUUAGAACAUUGUAACGAAAUUGGAAAAUAAACGUAAUUGCCAAAGUAA